Molecule: messenger RNA, 1436 nt
Organism: Punctularia strigosozonata HHB-11173 SS5
Lineage: Eukaryota; Fungi; Basidiomycota; Agaricomycetes; Corticiales; Punctulariaceae
Exons: 3
Coding region: 108-1340 (410 amino acids)
Molecular function (GO): actin binding
Source: RefSeq, a predicted model, not a curated record
GAUGAUGUCUGGACAAGUCGAGUCUUGCACCGUGCACCGCACUGUUCUCCUUUCAUUUCACUCAGCACUUGCCGCACACGCGAGCGGUUCGCCAGACGUCUACAACUAUGGCUUCGAGUGAACUAUUGAAGCAGAUUCAAGCAGGCAAGAGGUUGAAGAAGGCGGAGACCAAUGAUCGCAGCGCUCCGGUCAUUGAUACGCCCAAGGGCGGGGGAUCAGUUGUUGGCGGGGGAGGUGGUGGUGGAAUAGGAGGUAUAGCUGCAACAAUAGGUGGAUCGAUACCGGGAGGUGGUGGCGGACCUCCCCAGCUCGGGGGCCUUUUUGCUGGAGGAGUCCCGAAACUCAAACCAACCGCACCAAAUGCCAAACUACCGACUCUUGGAAAACCUCCGACCAUACCUAAACGUGAACCGACUGGCGCUGCGGCUCCUCCACCACCGCCUGGUCGGCCUGCACCCCCCAAGCCUCAUGCUGCUGCGCCCAGCAUUCCUUCCCGAAGCGCCCCUGCGCCGCCUCCACCUCCGAGCCUGCCAGCGCGGUCGGCCCCUGCUCCCCCAAGUGUGCCUGCGCGGACGGUACCCGCACCUCCCAAUGCUCCCAGUCUUCCGGCUCGGACUGCUCCUGCCCCACCCCCACCUUCCAGUGCACCCGCAUUGCCUCGGAGGGCCCCUCCAGCCCCUACAGACGUACCAGAUCGCAGUAGCUCUCCUGUUCCUCGAUCUGCGUCACCUUCCACGCCGGCUAGGAGCGUCCCGCCGCCGCCGCCAAGAUCGUCCCCUGCACCCGGUCGGCGCCCCCCAGCGGUUCCUGGACGUGCCGCUCCGCCGCCUCCAGCUCGUCCAGUGUCCUCUGCUUCAUCUGCUCCAUUGACGCCAUCCCGAGCUGUUCCGCCUCCUCCUACACGCAAGGCCCCGAACGGUGCAGCGCCUCCGCCUCCGCCCCGCUCAAGGACGAUCUCAGAUAUAUCACCAGCACCAGCACCAGCCUCGCCAGCCCCGCCACCCCCUCCUGGCCCGUCGCCCGCAGCACGGCGUAGUCUAGCCCCACCUCCUCCACCGCCAACGGCGCCUGAUAGGGCCAGAACAUCCUCGCUCACUGCCGCAGCAAGUGCUCCCAUCUUACCUCCAGGGCGCAGGGUCGCGUCCAGCUCGAUUCCGGCGCCAAAUGGAGCCGGUGCCAAUGGCAACCCGACACGCAAAAUUCCAUCACCCCCGCCCAAUGCGGGCUCGCAUACAUUUCCCGUGUCUGACUUCCCACCACCUCGCCCAUUCAAGCCAGCGACCAAGCAAUAUCCUAGUGGGCGGCAACGCGGAAGUGACUUCAGCCUUGCGGAUUUGUAGACGAUUAGUUCUUAGAAGUGUAGUAUACCCAGGAGCAUGUCUGUCGGUGUUAAUCGGCCGAAGAUGGCUGAAUACCUCAUAGAAGCGGUGACUCCC